Molecule: messenger RNA, 4870 nt
Organism: Danio rerio (zebrafish)
Lineage: Eukaryota; Metazoa; Chordata; Actinopteri; Cypriniformes; Danionidae
Source: RefSeq, a predicted model, not a curated record
GAACACACCGAGCUUGUUGGGAAGCAGCAGGAGCUCGAAUCCCGUUGUGUUGCUUUGGCGAAAGGCUUUGUACGUACAAUACAACAGUGAAAACCGAAAGACGUUGAAAACACCAGAAGAACGCAUGAAAGCCCCCGUUUGACAGCCGAACUUCACCUUUUCCAAUUCAGCACUCUUUGAGCAGAUCUGGGCCAGAUGGACCAGCCAUCAGAGCUUGAGGUGAAAUCAUCUGGUGAUCAGGGUGAGAGCAGCAGUGGUCAGCUGGGGGACGAGGAGCUUGAUGGACUUCCUGUGUUUGGAACGGAUGAAGACGACUGGGAAGUAGACAGUAGUUUUGCUCAGAAGGCUUUCAGUCAGACUGAUGGAAACAGCAAUGAUAAGAAUGAUGCUGCAGCUACAGAAGAGAAUAGCUCCUCUGCCAAUGAAGAAAUGGAUGUGGAGACUGAGAGGGAGAAGGUUUCAGAGGACACCCGGGUCACCCCUUCAUCUGUUAUAGAUCUUCAAGAAGAAAUACAGUCUGAGCUUAGGAUCGAGUCAUCGCGAAGUGAUGCUAUUCCAGAGCCGCAUUUAGAAACCACAGACAGAGAUACAAGUUACUCACCUGUUAUAAGAAUUAAGGAUGAGCCUAUUGAUGAAGACUAUGAUAAAGCGUUAAUGCCAGAGUCAGACUUGAGCCGAAUUAAACAGGAGCUUGACGGGUCUGAUAAUAAUGAGACAGAGGCCUCCUCUGCAUCAGAUGAACUGAGGAUUAGCUCUGUUUAUUCUGUCAGUGGGAACAGCAGUGAUGCAGUUUCUGCAUCCGUGGCACCUUCCCAGCAGUCUUCCUUCUCAGUAAUCUCCCAGAGCGCUGCAUCACUCAGAGGAACCACUAUACUCCUGCCAGCCCAAGCCCAAACUCCACUUCAGCUCCAACUGCAGCAUAAGGCCCAGAUGCAUUCUCAAAUCCAGGCACAGGCUCGAAUGCAGCCACCCAUGAUGGCCCAGGCCCAGCUGCAGGCUGUUCCUCCUCAGCCGCCCCAGAUCCACGCUCCUCCACCCACAGUCAGGAUCUGCUGCUCGGGCUGCUCGAAGGUCCUCCAGAAGGGGCAAACGGCGUUCCAGCGAAAAGGCUCCAACCAGCUGUUUUGCUCCACCGUGUGUCUAACGAGUUUCAGUUUACCCUCGGUUCAGUUUACACCCAUCAUCGCCCCCAAGAAAACCUGCCACCUCUGCCUUAAGGUCAUUGUCAAUCUAAAGGACUUGAUUACCAUCCCUGUGGGCUCCAUGAACACACUAAAGGAAUUCUGCAGCCAGGCUUGUCUAAGUAUUUAUAGAGACCGAUAUGAAGAUGCACCUCCAGAUCUGUUCACACACUGCAAUGUCUGCAAGUUAGUCAAAGAGAUUCAGCAUGAAGUGACUCAUUUGGGUGCCGUGCACAAGCUGUGCAGCGAUGAAUGCUUUGCACGCUUCAGAUCCUCCCGAAACCUCUACAUGAGCUACUGUGAAAACUGUGGCAACUGUAAAGCCUCAGGAAACUAUCACCUGGUUCAGAUAGACGAUAGUAUUAAGAAGUUUUGCUGCGUCGAAUGCAUCGCCAAUUAUAAACAGAAGAGUGGCAAGCGGCUUCACUGUCCAUACUGCCAAGAUAUCAGAAACAUUGAUCAGAUGAUGGAGGGCACGAACAUACAGGGCGUCACUGAGUUCUUCUGCUCUCAGAGAUGUGUGGCUUUGAGUCAAGCAUCUCCCAGUUUGACAGGCACUGCUUUCCCAUGCACAUCUUGCAAGAAGGUUGUCAUUCCUCAGUAUCAUCUUGCCAUUUCUGAUGGCUCUAUCAGAAACUUCUGCUCAUUAGAUUGUGUGGGCAAAUUCCAGGAGAAGCUAAACUCUCCUGUGCCUCAUAAUCAGAUGAAUGGUACUUCACAUACACCCCAGCCCCAGAGUGCCGUUCCCCCUCCACCUCGUCCCACUGCUGACCAUCUCCAGCCCAUUCAAAACUCAUCCAGCACAAGCCACAAUCCUCCUCCUCCUCCUCCUCCUCUUCCACCUCCUCCACCAUUUGUACCACCAUCAAACCCAAAUCCAGUUCCCACAUACGUGCCUGCUCCUGGUGUGAUGAACUCGCAGGACACCCAGCAGCAGCAGCAGUGGCCGAGCAAACCUCCCUCGUCCUCAGACCCGAUGCGACUGACAUGCAGACAGUGCCAGAACCACUUCAGCUCCAAGCCUGAGGUCUUCCAGUUCAAGGGUCAUGCAGGUUUGUUCUGUUCGCGAGCGUGCUGUGACACAUAUAAGAAGGAAGGCAACGUAAAAGCUUUAUGCGAGUACUGCAAACUAGAGAAAGUGGUCAAAGACAUUAUUACAUACGAAAAACAGCCCAGAUCUUUCUGUUGUGAAGGCUGUAAACUUCUUUUCAAGCAUGAGCUUGCCAAACGACAUGGAGGUCAAUGCCGGGUUUGUGCCUACUGUCAAAACAUGACCCACAAAACCAUUCAGAACUUUUUUGGGGGGAAACUGGAGGAGUUUUGCACAGAGGAAUGCAUGUCGCUCUACACUGUCCUCUUUUAUGAGAUGGCCAAGUGUAGCGGCUGUAAGAAUCAGGGCUCGCUAAAGGAAAGCCUUGUCUGGGAUGGAGUCACAAGACACUUUUGUAACCUGUCCUGUUUGCUGCAGUUCUGUUCAAAGUGCAUUACACCUCAUCAGCCAUUGAGCAACGGUACUGUUUCUAACACCACUACAGUUCAAGCUCCGUUAUCUCUGUCAAAAGACAUGCCUGUAAUCGGUGGUGUGGUGUCACUGGCCUCCACAUUACCAGGGAAUACCGCUCUCACAGGAGCUCUGCCUACCUCAAAUGCCAGCUCAAAAAAUAUUGGCGAAGCUAGCACACAAACGGAUGCUGCAGUGGGUGCUAUUCCACAUCGAAGAAUGUUGAAGAACAAAGCUCUUAUGUGCAGACCUAUUACGGAAGAGCAGGGUGUCCAGUGUCAGCCAGAGCCGCCAGUCCCUCCAAACAUGUCUGAAAAAGUGAUUAAUGAAAACGGAGAGAUUGUGAGGUAUGUGCCUGUGCCGGUGCCUAUUCCGAUGCCAGUCUACAUCCCAGUGCCAAUGCAUCUGUACACCCAAUACACACCCUUCCCAAUGGGGUUCCCUCUACCGGUGCCCGUACCCAUGGUUAUUCCAGGACCUCAAGAUGCUCCUGAACAGAAAGACACUAAAUGCAGCCUGCCUGCACAGAGCUCGGUAGAAGAUGAUGAGCCGGAGAAGGGAAAAGACAAACCUGCGUCCCAUGACCAGGGCAGCACUUACAGUGGAGAUCUGGAGUCAGAGGCCCAAUCGACACCAUUAAGCUGGGCAGAAACUGAGGAUGCAGGAGCCAGCGUGAAGCCAGCGGUGCCAGCAACUGAAGCAGAGGAGCCGUCAGCUGAAGCUGAGGACCAUACGCCUCCAACCACCAAUUUGACAAAGGAACAGCCUGAUCUGGAAAAUGAUUUUCCUCUCACAACGGCUGACCCCGGAUCAGCAAAAGAGAACAGACUGGUGUUGACGCUGAAGAGACGUAAGAGGGGCAGAGAUGGCCACCCUCCUAGGAAAAGGGGUCGUAAGCGAUCUGGAACGGACACGUCGAGCAGUGUUUGGCUCAGUACCUCCAGCUCCAAGCUCAACCAAACGUACGGCGUUGAAGCCUGGGCCAGCUGGGUGCGAAUGAAAAGAGGCCACGCUGAGCAGGAGCAGCAGGCUCCAGAGCCCAUGACCAUGAAGGAGGAUGUGUUGCAGUGCUCGUCUGCAGAUCUCAGUUAUGGUCUGUGCCGCUUUAUCAAGGAGGUUCGCAGGCCGAAUGGAGAAGAAUAUCAACCCGACAGCAUCUACUACCUGUGCCUGGGCAUUCAGCAGUGCCUGCUUGAAAACGAGCGUCUUGAGAACAUCUUCACAGACCCACUGUAUAAUCAGUUCAUCACCGACAUCACCACACUGCUCAAGGACUGGGUCAACAAAGUGUCACCUGGAGGAUACAUGCACUCGCGGGUGGAGGAGGAAUACCUCUGGGAGUGUAAGCAGUUGGGAGCUCUGUCUCCUAUUGUUCUGCUUAACACGCUGCUGUUUUUCGGAUCCAAACUGCUCAACCUGAAAACGGUUGAAGAGCAUCGACGGCUCGCCUUUUCCAAUGUCUCCCACUGCUCCAAGACCACCAAAAGUGGCUUGACCUCUUACCUUCGCUUUAGGCUACCUAACAAAGAGGAGGAAAAAGAGAAGAAAUCACCAGCUGGGAAGAGGAAGAGAGAUGAAGAGAGCGUGGAGGAGGAGUUUUUGGAGAUGCCGGAGAAUGUGGAAAAUCCUUUACGCUGCCCUGUCAGACUCUAUGAGUUCUAUCUCUCCAAAUGCUCAAACUCUGUAAAACAGCGUCCAGAUCUUUUCUACCUGCAGCCUGAAGCAUCCUGCCAUCCCAGCAGCCCUGUGUGGUACUCAGCCCAGCCACUGGACAGCACCAUGAUGGAAAGCAUGCUAACACGUAUCCUAGCUAUACAGGACAUUCACCUGGACUCGAAACAUCAGCAAAAAUACCUGGACUCGUCAGACGAAGAGAGCUCUUAAUGUGAAUCUAUAAACUAGACAUUCAAUGACAUCUACUUAUUAUUUUUAUUCAGACCGGGAAUGGGAUGCAAACAGAAGCGUAUGAAAUUGUGCACAAGCUCAACAGACAUUCCUUAAGCCCAUCUAUCCUAUCAUGAAUGUUACAGACAGUUCAAAUGAACAUUUUUGGAGGGAAUCGUUUGGUUUUUAGUCACAGUAGACAUUGUUUCUCAGUAUUUAGUAUUAUUUAGUGAACGCAUUUUAAGUUGAAACAUUCAUCAUGUCAUUGUUGGUAACCUUUCAAAAAUAUAUAUAUGAAUUCUCA